Molecule: messenger RNA, 3393 nt
Organism: Pyricularia oryzae 70-15
Lineage: Eukaryota; Fungi; Ascomycota; Sordariomycetes; Magnaporthales; Pyriculariaceae
Product: glucokinase
Exons: 3
Coding region: 1695-3182 (495 amino acids)
Biological process (GO): glycolytic process; intracellular glucose homeostasis; glucose 6-phosphate metabolic process
Cellular component (GO): cytosol; mitochondrion
Molecular function (GO): glucokinase activity; ATP binding; mannokinase activity
Source: RefSeq, a predicted model, not a curated record
GUCGUAGAUUGGAUUGCCAUUUUCCCCAACAAGAAAAUGGCGAAAGCUGUCGUCAGAGGCCCGAGCCAAGCGAGUGAUAAACCUCCGAAGAUAGACGCAAAACAGGAUCUUUUUCUCUUUUUUUCCUCAGUUAACUUGCAUUCUGUGAAUCUACAGUUCUGGAGAUUUUGUCAGUUUUUCACUGAUCUCUCCAAACGAAGCUCCUGUUACAUUGCCCCAAAUCGCCCCCUGGUAGAAUUCCUUCGUCACCCACCCCCUUUCCCCUCUUCGAUCUUGAUCUUUCCCGCCACUUUUUGCUGCGUCGGACCAGGGAGGAGACAAGGCAACCUGGGACCAGACAUUGCAGCAAUUGUGUCGGUGAAGCCUGAGCGAUCCAAGUUCUUUCUCUCCGCCAUUUACCUUCAGUUUCUACUAUCAUCUUGCUUCGCACCUUUUCAUUUCUUACAGUAAUUUAUAAUUUGCGAGAGCCCAGUCAAACGUUGUAUUCGUGUGCUGUUAAGCUGCAUGCUCUUCGCCUAGCCGUGCCGCUCUAGCGAUCGAACCGUGCCGGGAUUCGUGGUACGCCGCUUUGCACAACUCGAAUCCAUUCUUUUUAUUUGUCUGCCGUCGACCCUUUCUGGUGGUUCACGAGGGAGAAAAAAGAUACCUCUCCACGAUAUAGCGACGAUCAACCCAACGACUAUCGGGACGUAUAUGUACACCCAAUUAAUACGAUAAUUCGAAAGCCACCAAAAAGUGACACCUCGGCGCACUGCUGAAACCCUGUCCUUGCAGUAGGAGGAAAAGCCACGUCGACAGCGUCCUGCAGCCGUGACAGGCUGGCCACCAAUACCCGUACACUGUAGAGGCAACGAGUACAGUACUCUAUCGUCUUUGGCCGCAUCUCGGGAUUGACGCCGCCGCCGACUGCAUGUUCCCAGUUGGUGGCAGACCUCUGGAAGCGACACUUAAGAUGGCUAGCAGGGAGAUGAGCAACGGUAUGGCGGACACUAUGGAAAACGCGCAUACCAAGAGUCAAAAACAAAAUCGAAACAUUUUUCAUAUUGUCACCGUUGGGUUUCUGAUAUUAGCAGUGGUGAGUAAUGGCCCCCCAAAAAUUUCUUUCACAUAUCUGCUAUCUAUCUGCUCCUUGUCCCAUUUUCCCUGGAUGUAAUAUGCCUGCUUCUACCCUGCCCAGCCCCAGCACUACGACAUUUCCCUCUACCCAGGAGUCAAUUCUGUGCCAAGGAAUCAAAUCUUAGUAAUCGCAGCGACUACUGAAUGGGUUCUUUCUCGUCCCUCCGUCAAUACUGCCCCACCUUCCCUUGUCAACAUAACAUCAUCACCCACCAGCUUGGCCUCGUGCGACUGGAUCUCCCCGCAUUUAUAGCACGUCGUGCCUGCUAUUAAAUUGGCGCAUGCGCUACUUUGAUCGUCCAAGUUCAAUUGAACUCUCCGGCAUAUUCGGGCCUAUUUUCCAAAGGUUGUUUUUUGUGUCUUUAUCUUUUGCUAAAAACCAAAACUCCUCCCCCGUCUCUGUUUAGGGUCUUCAAGUUAUUCUUCGUGACGCAAAGCUGCAGUACUCAACGUUGCUCGAGGUCAAUCCUUUCCUGCGCGGAUUACACUCUCCAGCCGCACAAGCAACGAUCGACGAGCCAGCCGUCUGCGAAAACCAGCCAUUUCCCACCGCUGCACCGACCUCGAGACCCCUCAAGAUGCCUUUGGCAGCAGAGACAAAACGCAUCGUCGACCAGUUCGAGUACACGGACGACGAUGUGAACAAGGGAGUAAAGGAGUUCCUCCGUCAAAUGGACGAGGGUCUCGCUAAGGACGGCACCAGCUUAAGCCAGAUUCCUACAUAUGUCGCAGCCGUUCCUUCUGGCAAAGAACAGGGUCUUUAUCUUGCGGUUGAUCUUGGCGGAACAAACUUCAGGGUUUGCUCGGUUCAUCUCAAUGGCGACAACACGUACGACCUCAACUUCAACAAGGUCGCGAUCCCAAAGGAGCUCAUGGUUGCCAAGACUUCCGAAGAACUCUUUGCCUUCCUCGCCAAGCAGAUUGAGGUUUUCCUCAAGGACCACCACGAGGAUCACUUCGAGUCCCUGAAGCGCCGCCGAGAGGCCACCAGCGCCACCAAUGGAUAUCGCGAGGAGGAUGUCUUCAGGCUGGGUUUCACCUUCAGCUUCCCCGUGGACCAGGUUGGUAUUAACAAGGGCAACUUGAUCCGGUGGACCAAGGGUUUCGACAUCGAUGACACUGUCGGCAAGGACGUCUGUGCUUUGCUCCAGGCUGAGCUCGACAAGCUCAAGCUGCCUGUGAAGGUGGCGGCCUUGGUCAACGACACUGUCGGUACCCUCAUGGCUCGCGCAUACACAUCGCCGAGCAAAAAGGGAACCAUUCUUGGUGCCAUUUUCGGAACGGGUACCAACGGAGCAUACAUGGAGAAGUACGACAGCAUCAAGAAGGGCCUCAAAGGAGCCGACUAUGUCGACACAACGGGCGAAAUGAUCAUCAACGCAGAGUGGGGAUCCUUCGACAACCAGCUCAACGUGCUUCCCAGCACACCAUGGGACGACGCCCUGGACCGCGAAAGCAACAAUCCUGGCGUCCAGAUGUUUGAGAAGCGGGUAUCGGGCAUGUUUCUCGGCGAGAUUCUGCGUCAAGCUGUCGUGGACGCAGUCAAGAACGACAAGGUGCAGCUUUUCAAGCAGGUGCAGGUUAACUCGAGCUCUUCACGACUGUUCACGUCAUAUGGCGUUGACAGCGCCAUCAUGUCAGAUGCAGCAGAGGACAACACUCCAGAACUCGCCACGCUUCGCAAGAAGCUCAGCUCAGAGGUUGGUCUCAAUGAUGUAUCGGUCGAGGAUGCGCAAGCGUUCAAGGCUAUAUCUGCCGCUGUUGGCCGACGUGCAGCUCGUCUCUCAGCCGUUGCUGUUGCAGCUGUGGUCCUGAAGACGGGCAAGCUGACUCACCCGGAUUGGAAGGGUGAGCAGAUCGACAUAGGUGUCGACGGCAGUCUUUUCCAGUUCUACCCUCAGUUCCCCGACAUGAUCUACGAGGCGCUGAGGGUGAUCGAUGGCAUCGGUGAGAAGGGAGCUGAACAAAUCACGAUUGGGCUGACUCAGGACGGCUCUGGUGUCGGUGCUGCGCUCAUUGCUCUGAUUGCGGCUGAGAUGGAGAAGAGUGCUUCGGGGUCGAAGUAGAGACAGUAUUGGAAGUCAUGAGCGCGUAUGUUGAAUGAGUUGUGGAGGGCACGAUCAAGAGAAACGUGGUGAUGAUGUUAAUGAUAGCGUCUGCUGCUAACUAUUUUGGCAUAUUUUAUAAAUAUCCCGUCCCUGUUGAGGAUGUUUGUUUUGUGAGACAUGAUCAAAACCAUUUUAUAGGGCAAUAUAUACUUUGAGGUCGAACCCUGAC